Messenger RNA from Eublepharis macularius, 1590 nucleotides. It is a transcript of the gene ST6GAL2, whose product is annotated as ST6 beta-galactoside alpha-2,6-sialyltransferase 2. Gene Ontology annotation, molecular function: sialyltransferase activity. The transcript has 5 exons. The record is from RefSeq and is a predicted model, not a curated record. NCBI's taxonomy places the organism in Eukaryota, Metazoa, Chordata, Lepidosauria, Squamata, Eublepharidae. The coding region runs from base 1 to 1590 and encodes 529 amino acids.
AUGAAACCUAACUUGAAGCAAUGGAAACAACUAAUGCUGUUCGGAAUAUUUGCAUGGGGCCUGUUAUUCCUGGUGAUCUUCAUCUAUUUCACAGACAGCAACCCUGCUGAAGCAGUUCCGAGUUCCUUCUCUUACAUUGAGACUAAGAGGCUUUUGCCCAUUCAAGGCAAGCAGAGAGUAAUUAUGGGAGCAAUACACGAUCCUUCUUUCUCUGAACCAAUUGAUGGGAAUGAGGUGCUUCUUAACAAAGAUAUCUUAGAUUCAUUUAAAUCAGGGAAUGGAAACAUUAAAAAGUGGACAGACUUAGAAGGUGGCUUUGAAAGUGAAGAAGAAUUUUUCCCUUCCCAGUUAAAAAGAAAAUCAAAAAGUGCUUUCUAUCAAAGGGAUGAUGAUUAUUUAUUUGCUGCUGGUCAGCCUCGGUCACAGAGCAGUGUUCAGCAAAUAGUGAAAUUAAUCUCUGCAGAAGGAGAGGGUCAGAAGGGGAAUCCUUUUCAGAAUAACUGGCUCCCUCGAAAGAAGACGAAGAGAAGGCAUACAAGACACAGGAGAAGCCAAAUGUUUGAAGAAUCUGAUGAAUGGGAUGGAAUAUAUUCCACAAUGUCAAAGUCUUUUCUGUAUAAGCUUUGGAAAGGGAAUGUCUCUUCCAAGAUGUUGAAUCCUCGCCUGCAGAAAGCAAUGAAAGAUUAUCUGAAUACCAAUAAGCAUGGGGUUCGUUUCAAAGGGAAGCGGAACUCCAAGUUGACCUCCGAACAACUCUUCUGUGAGCUCAAGGCUCGAGUGAAUAUCAGGACCAUAGAUGGCAAAGAAGCCCCUUUUUCUGUGCUUGGAUGGGAAAAACAUGUUCCCCAGAUAUCUUUGAGUAAAUUGUAUCCACGUGGGUUUGGAACCUGUGCUGUCGUUAUGUCUGCUGGUGCCAUACUGAACUCUUCUCUAGGCGAUGAAAUAGAUUCCCAUGAUGCAGUUCUACGAUUUAAUUCUGCUCCAACACGAGGUUAUGAAAAAGAUGUUGGAAAUAAAACUACCAUGCGUAUUAUUAACUCUCAGAUUCUUACUAAUCCUAACCAUCACUUCAUUGAGAGCUCCUUAUAUAAAGAUGUUAUUUUAGUAGCUUGGGAUCCUGCUCCGUAUUCUGCUAAUCUGAAUGUGUGGUAUAAGAAGCCAGACUACAAUUUGUUUACUCCCUAUGUUCAGCAUCGCAGGAAGAAUCCAACCCAGCCAUUUUACAUUCUCCAUCCAAAGUUCAUAUGGCAGCUCUGGGACAUUAUUCAGGAGAACACGAAGGAAAAAAUUCAGCCCAACCCUCCUUCUUCAGGUUUUAUUGGAAUACUCAUCAUGAUGUCAAUGUGUAGUGAAGUACACGUAUAUGAAUACAUUCCUUCAGUCCGACAAACUGACCUUUGCCACUACCAUGAACUCUACUACGAUGCCGCUUGUACCUUGGGGGCUUACCAUCCACUGCUCUAUGAGAAACUGUUGGUGCAAAGGAUGAACAAAGGAUUACAAGAUGAUCUGUACCGGAAAGGGAAAGUGAUUUUGCCAGGGUUCAGGUCAGUGAAAUGCCCUGGACAAAAUCGAUUCUCCUACACUUAA